AUGGCAAAAGUUUCGGCUACUGAAGGUUUGGCUCCUAAGCCCAUGGACGUUGGGGAAAUGGGAGACAACGCUGAGAACCAAUCAACUGAAGGAGUUCGUAUGAAGAAGGAAUUGAGUUUACUGAAUGGAGUCGCGAUUAUUGUUGGAGUGAUAGUGGGGUCGGGGAUCUUCGUGUCCCCUAGUCAUGCCUUACAACGUGCGGGAUCAAAGGGCAUGUCCUUAAUAAUAUGGGUUCUUUCGGGACUUCUUUCGAUGAUUGGAGCACUUUGCUAUGCGGAACUAGGUACGAUGAUUCCAAAAUCUGGUGGAGACUACGCUUAUAUUGCCGAGGCCUUUGGUGACUUACCAGCAUUCCUGUACCUCUGGGUGGCGUUGUUCAUCUUAGUGCCAACGGGGAAUGCGAUCACUGCUUUAACAUUUGCUCAGUACAUCCUAAAACCCUUCUGGCCAGUCUGCGAACCGCCUUCGGAUGCUGUUAUCCUAGUAGCUGCUAUUGUUACAUGUUUUCUCACAGCAUUAAACUGCUACAAUGUUAAAUGGGUGACACGUGUUCAAGAUUCCUUUACAGCUGCCAAAAUAUUGGCUCUAUUGUUGACGUUUAUAGCUAGUUUAGUGUACUUGUUCUCUGGGCAUACGGAGAAUCUGGAAAACAUCAUGCAGGGGACCAUCACUGAACCGGGAAGUAUAGCCAUCGCUUUUUACGCUGGCCUGUUUUCCUACUCAGGAUGGAAUUAUCUGAACUUUGUCACUGAAGAACUACAAGAUCCUUACAAGAACCUGCCUCGAGCAAUCUGCAUUUCCAUGCCAGUGGUGACGCUCGUCUAUACGCUCACAAACUUUGCCUUCUUCGCCGUGCUCAGCAACAAUGAGAUGAUCGGUUCAAACGCUGUGGCUGUGACCUUCAGUGAUAAAAUACUGGGAGUAAUGUCCUGGAUCAUGUCCAUCUUCGUCGCUUUAUGUACUUUCGGGUCCCUGAACGGAGCUAUAUAUGCCUCCUCACGACUCUUCUUCGUCGGAGCUCGCAAUGGACAUCUACCUUUAGCAAUUUCAUUGAUAGACGUUAAAAGACUGACGCCAGUGCCUUCCUUGAUAUUCAUGUGCAUCGUGACACUGGUGUUGUUGAUGUCAAACAACGUCCAGUCCCUGAUUGUGUAUGUGACCGGUGUGGAAGCUCUGUUCAUAAUCUGCUCUAUAUCUGGCUUACUCUGGCUGCGGUACACCCAGCCCGAGGCUCAGCGACCCAUCAAAGUGAAUCUCCUCCUGCCGAUAGCCUUCCUCGUGAUAGUCACGUGCCUUGUCAUAUUCUCUUGCUUCACACAGCCGGUAGAGGUCGGCGUAGGCGUAGUAUUCAUAGCUUUAGGCGUACCAGUAUUCUGUGUGUUCAUAAUGUGGAAAAAUAAACCAUAUUGGAUGGUGAAUGUGUGCAAUUCCUUCAACCUGGCCUGCUCUAAAAUGUUCCUGUGCCUGCCAGAGAACUCCAAGGAGUUAUAA
Danaus chrysippus (African queen) is the source of this 1491-nucleotide messenger RNA. The record is from the annotation of a GenBank genome assembly. NCBI's taxonomy places the organism in Eukaryota, Metazoa, Arthropoda, Insecta, Lepidoptera, Nymphalidae.